ACUUACUACUGUAACAGUCUACCUAAGCGCAACCGACGACAAAGAUGUGGAAGAUUCUGCUCUUCAUCGCAGCGGUGUUUGCCUGGCCGGGAUCGGCACAAGGUCAAAAUAUCGCUCUAAACAAGCCAGCGAACCAAACAAGCACCGCUAGGAAUGCACCUGCCGGCCUUGCCGUAGACGGGAACCUGAAUACUGACUUCUCGGCUGGUUCCUGUUCACUCACUUCAACAGAGGAUAACCCAAGCUGGUGGGUGGAUCUUGGUCAAACCCAUAUAAUUGACAGAGUGGACAUCUACAACCGCCAGGACAACUAUUGGGAUCGAAUCAACCACUUCAACAUCCACAUCGGGGAUUCCCCGGUUGUCAGCGAGAACCACAAGUGUGGAAUGGAUUGGCAAUUCCAGCCGAACCAGCCGUCCAUUUCCGUCUCCUGUUACGGCAUGCGGGGACGGUACGUGGGAGUUCGUCUUCCCGGACCCCGCAGAACACUGACGCUCUGUGAAGUCCAGAUGUCUGGGGGCCUGCAAAUACAAUACCUGCACUUAUUCCAGACAUCAAUGACUGUUCGGCCUCUCUUUGCGUACACGGCACCUGUUCUGAUGGUUUGGGGACCUACACCUGUACCUGCGAUCCGGGCUGGACAGGGCACAACUGUGAUCAAGACAUCGAUGAGUGCGCUUCCUCCCCAUGUGUUCACGGAGUCUGUACUAAUGGUCCGGCGACCUACACCUGUAGCUGUGAGAACUCCUGGACAGGACCCAACUGUGAUCAGGAUGUUGACUACUGCCACCCAAACCCCUGUGACCAUGGCCUUGUCUGCCAAAACGCGGGGGAUCACUACCACUGCGGUCUCUCACUAG
Messenger RNA from Branchiostoma floridae (Florida lancelet), 860 nucleotides. Its product is annotated as fucolectin-1-like. The transcript is spliced from 7 exons. The record is from RefSeq and is a predicted model, not a curated record. Bases 45 to 860 code for a protein of 271 amino acids. NCBI's taxonomy places the organism in Eukaryota, Metazoa, Chordata, Leptocardii, Amphioxiformes, Branchiostomatidae.